Caenorhabditis remanei is the source of this 1455-nucleotide messenger RNA. RefSeq lists its product as uncharacterized. The transcript is spliced from 4 exons. NCBI's taxonomy places the organism in Eukaryota, Metazoa, Nematoda, Chromadorea, Rhabditida, Rhabditidae. Bases 1 to 1455 code for a protein of 484 amino acids. The record is from RefSeq and is a predicted model, not a curated record.
AUGCGGCGACUAUUCUCACCGCAUAAAUCAUCAGAAGCUGGAAAGGCUCUGAUAAAGAGUGAUGGCCUAGCUAGUGAUGGAUCGGAGAGUUCUAGUCCGCCGAGAAAUUUGUAUUCGGUGAUGGCAGUAGAAGUGCAAACUAAGACAGAGAAACAUCAUGAAUCCCCGAAUCCAGACCAACAACGCCGCAACUCGACAUCUGGCGGCCGUCGUCCGUCCUUCCUCUCCCAAAUGCGUGAUCUGAUUCAUCCGCGAACUGGAAGUCUCGGAGCAAGUAUGUUUCGUCGUCCGGAAGCCACUCGACGUGUUCAGGUGGCCGAGUGCAAUGUGGAAGCGGUGUACGAUUUAAGGGAUAAGCAAGCACACUUCUAUGACGAUGACAAUGGAUUCAGAAGACCCCGAUCGAAUAGUUCAGAUUUGUUGAUUUUGAGAAAGACGUCGAGACCGAUCUCGUUCAAUGUGGUCGGGGUUAUUGAUCAAAAAACGGAUCCAUAUCACCAGUACAUGUCAGUUGUCGACGUCUACGAACUCUGUCCCAACAACUCCAAAGUGAUCAUCAUCGACGCGACGACUCCAACGACUCGAGCAUUCCGUAUCAUGCGAGACCACAAUAUCACCACAUUAAUCGUUUGGGACACCAGUGACUCUCGCCACGUCAAACGAAAUAUUCUCACUCUCACAGACUGUCUCUACGCGAUUCGAAACGAGACGAAACCACAGAAAGAGGGGUCGAACAUGCUCUGCGCCUCUGAUAUUCUCUCGGGUUCCCAACUGGUCAGCGUCUCGAUCUCGUCGAAAAUUCUGGAGCUUUGCGAAGAACUCCAUCAGAAUCGUUUGCAUCGUGUCGUCGUGUUGGACGAUUCGAAAGAAGUCGUCAAUAUUAUUUCAGUGAGACGAGUCCUUGCGGCGAUUCACAAACAGAAUCGAUCACUUCAUUUCGCUCAAUGGUUGUCGAAAUCCAUUGGAAUGUCAGCCAUCGGAACUUGGGAGAAUGUGGCUGUCAUCUCGGAGACUGAAACGGUUUAUCGAGCGAUGGAAGACAUGUUGGGAUUCCAUUACACGGCUCUUCCAGUUGUCAAUUCGAAACAGGAAGUCAUCGGUGUCAUCACGAAAACCGAUAUCUGCAAAGCGCUCCCUCGCAACUUCCUCGAGCCGAAACGUUGGCUCCUGGAGACUACUGUAGCCGAUAUGCUCCAUAUUUGCAAAUCGGAAGUUUUCAUUUCGUCGGCUGACAGUGUUGGACAAGUACUCGACACUCUUCUCAUGUCUGAUACGCAGAGCGCGUUUGCUAUUCAUAAUAAAAAGGCAAUCGGCGUGAUCUCCCUGACCGAUUUCCUCGCUCACAUUCUCCGUUCCCCACUGGCCACCACCGACGAAGAGCCACCACAACCGGCGAUGCCACCGACUCCAGAAUCCAAUUCGAGCAGCACCGAAAAUAUGGCUCAUAAAUUGUAA